CUACAAGUCCCGGCAGACACCACGGCCGUGACCAUCACGUGACUGUGGGACCCAGUGAUGACGCGGUUUGGCGCAUGUCGGCCGGAGCGUAGAUGAUGGCGGCGGUGAACGUGUUCCCGCUGAAGUGUGUUGUGCAGCAUUAUGCCUGGGGGAAGGUCGGCCUGGAGAGUGAGGUGGCAAAACUCGCUUUAAGUGAUGAUCCCUCCAUAUCCAUUGAGCAAGAGAAACCCUAUGCUGAGUUAUGGAUGGGAGCUCAUCCCAAAGGGGAUGCCAUUAUCUGUGACAACAGAAUUCCCCAGAAGACUCUUGGGGAAUGGAUUGCCAAGCAUCCUGACUGUUUGGGAUCAAAGGUGAAAGAUAUUUUCCAAGGGCAGCUUCCCUUUCUGUUCAAGGUGCUUUCGGUCAACAUUUCGUUAUCUAUUCAAGCUCAUCCAACCAAAGAACUAGCUGUACAACUGCACACUCAGUUUCCGGAUCGCUAUCCGGAUAAAAAUCACAAACCAGAAAUGGCCAUUGCACUGACUCAUUUUGAAGGGCUGUGUGGAUUUAGACCAGUGGAGGAAAUUAUUGGAUAUCUGAAAAAUGUCCCAGAAUUCCAUGCAGUGAUUGGCAAUGAAGCUGCAGAAGCGCUUGAAAAUAGCGUUGGUGACCCACGUCAGGUAUCUGAGGCUUUGAAGAAAUGCUUUACUCGAAUGAUGAACUGUGAAAAGAAAACUUUUAUUGAUCAACUGAACAUGUUGGUGAAGAGGGUGUUGCAAGAAGAUACUGCAGGAAAGGACACUACAGGAAGUAAUGGCGAGCUCUUGCUACGGUUGCACUCCCAGUUUCCAGGGGACGUUGGGUGUUUUGUCAUCUACUUCCUAAACCUGGUGAAACUGCAACCUGGAGAAGCCAUGUUUCUGGGAGCUAAUGAACCCCACGCUUAUCUAUAUGGAGGUAAGACUUGAGAUUUCUUUAUAAAAUAGCAAGACAUGAAUGAUAAGUUGC
Molecule: messenger RNA, 987 nt
Organism: Rhincodon typus (whale shark)
Lineage: Eukaryota; Metazoa; Chordata; Chondrichthyes; Orectolobiformes; Rhincodontidae
Gene: mpi
Product: mannose phosphate isomerase
Exons: 6
Coding region: 93-947 (284 amino acids)
Biological process (GO): carbohydrate metabolic process; GDP-mannose biosynthetic process
Cellular component (GO): cytosol
Molecular function (GO): mannose-6-phosphate isomerase activity; zinc ion binding
Source: RefSeq, a predicted model, not a curated record